GCAACGCCCCAGGAAAAUGCAUUGCAGCAAAACAAGCAAUUAAAGCAGUGCAGCCCCGCAACCACGAACCGAACCUGUAGUAUCCUGCCGCCUGCCGCCUGCUGUGCUAAAAACCUAUUUUGAAUAAUUAAAAUUCCGUAAGUGCUGCAGUCGAAGACGUCGGCAAAGGAGAAGUGGUAGUCGAAGGAAACUGAAUUCUAGAAACAGGAACGAAAAGAACCCGGGGCUCCCUCUGUUGCCCGCAACACAAUCUGCGGCCUGCAAAUUCGUGUGCAGCAAUGAAAUAAUUAAUUCAAUGCACCUCACUAAGCCGACGAGAAGCAGCAACAGCAGCAGCAGCAGCAGCAUUGCUUAUAAAUUCAAGAGUCCCCGUCUCAGCCACAUCCACUUCAACUGCCCCAACAGCGAGCCAAGUAAAAUGGCCGCAGGAACGAGGACAAUUAGCCAGCCAGGACAUAUCCGCGAUCAGCGGCAGAUAUCCAUGAGGAAUCUAUCGCACACCCUGCUCCUGGCCAUCGCUGUGAUGGCGUUGCAUUUCGAGAGCGUGUCCGCCCAGAGCCUGAUGACAAAGAACGAGCCCAUGUUCAUAUCACGUUCGGAGACAUUCAAAUUUAUCACCGGCGAGACAAUAGUGCUGCCCUGUGAGGUGGCCAACACGGACACGUACGUUGUGGCCUGGAAACGCGGCAUUGCCAUAUUGACCGCCGGCUCAGUGAAGGUUACACCCGAUCCUCGGGUUCGCCUGGUCAAUGGAUUUAAUCUACAAAUACGCGAUGCCCUGCCCACGGAUGCCGGGGAUUACAUCUGCCAGAUUGCCACCAUGGAUCCGCGGGAAAUCACCCACACGGUCGAGAUACUAGUGCCACCAAGGAUUCAUCACAUUAGCACCGGCGGACAUUUGCAAGUCAAGAAGGGCUCGUCGGUGCGCAUCGAGUGCUCGGCCACGGGUAAUCCAAUGCCGAAUGUGACUUGGAGCCGCAAAAAUAAUAUUUUGCCCAACGGCGAGGAGAAGCUCCACUCGCACGUCCUUUCCAUCGAGAAUGUGGACCGGCAAGGGGGCGUCUACAUAUGCACAGCCAACAAUCGUGUUGGCCAGCCCGCUUCCAGCCAGGUCGUGCUCCAUGUUCUGUUUUCACCGGAAAUCUCCGUGGAGCGUCCCGUGGUCUUCUCCGGCGAAGGGCAUGAGGCCACCCUGGUCUGCAUCGUCCAUGGCGAAACACAGCCCGAGGUAAUUUGGUUCAAAGACACCAUGCAACUGGAUACCACAGAGCGGCACAUCAUGGAGACGCGGGGAUCGCGGCACACGCUGAUUAUACGCAAAGUGCAUCCGCAGGACUUUGGCAACUACUCCUGCGUGGCCGAGAACCAACUGGGCAAGGCACGCAAGACCCUCCAGUUGAGCGGAAAACCGAACGUUGCCGUUUUUAAUUCGCCGCCAAUCAGUCAGUACAAGGACAGAUACAACAUCUCCUGGGCCGUGGACUCGCAUUCACCCAUCGAGGAGUACAAGUUGUCCUUCCGCAAGCUGCCGCAAGGACACGAGGUCGUUGGCAACGCCAUCGAUUCACCCUCCUCCUCGCUCUCCUCAUCCUCAUCACAGAUGUACGGCUCCGGACUUCAUUCACAUCGCUCUGGCACUGGCAGCAGCAGCAGCAGCAGCAUGGCCGGACUUGGAGUCGGUCUCGGUGGCAACUACGCCGGCUACGGCAACAUGAUGCACUGGGGCCACAACGACUGGCGCAAUGUCGUCCUGCCGGCCAUUCCCCUAUCGCAUCACUAUGCUCAGGGCAUGAGCUACAUGGUGCGAGGUCUGGAUCCUGACCAGCACUACGAGGCCACCGUUCAGUCCAGGAAUCGUUACGGAUGGAGCGAUUUGACCAACAGUUUUGUCUUUUCCACAUCAUCGAAUGAUAACGAGAUGCGGGACCUGAGCGUCACCUUCUACGGCAGCAGUGCCAUCAACAGGCAGAAACUGGGCCUUCUGGCCUUGAGUUCGGCCACCGUGGCCCUAAGUCUGCUCGUGGCCUAAUCACCCGCUUCGAUUUGAGCCAUGAAUUUCUUCGCCAAUAGCACUUCGACUUCAACUUCGAAUUGGGGACGCAAUGGAACGCCGACCGACGUCUACUCACAAACUCUAGUCUAGUCGUAAACUGGUAGAAUAAAAGAAAAUCUAUAUAUAAAUAUAUAUAAAUAUUAUGCAUAAGCGUAAUUAAAAGCAUUCGCGCUACGAUUUCUCAUUGUUCGAUUCGAAUUUCUCAAGCAAAAAGGAAAAACCAAUUUCGAGUUUAGUGAAUUAACCACACAACGGAAAACGGAACCAUACAUUAUACAUGUAACAAUCAAUGUAAAAGAGCAUGCAACUGUUCAAACUAGUACCCCUAAAGCAUACACACACACACCCUCAGAUUCCCCCAUAUCCUCCUUCGCACAUCCGGCGACCAUUACUGGCACCCCCAUUCCCCGUGUACAUAGAUUUUAUUGCAUACUUUUAGGUAUAAACUGCACCAAAGAAAUAGUCACUCGACGAUCGAAAGGAAAAGAAAAACACACAAAAAUAUGAACUAAUAAAUAGCAAGUACUCGAUGCAUAGAGGAGGAAAUUCGUAGCGUUAUGCAGAUAGUUAAUUUAAUUGAUACAUAAAUGCAUUACCUAAUUAUCGGAUACGAGCCACGCCAUGCAGCAGCUUAGCCGGAAUUCAGAUAAAGAAAAUGGAGCAACUUAAACUAAUUUGCAGCAUUUGCAUUUGAGAUGGCUUAAAGCAGACGGCGUUUUUCUAGCUUUUUGCGAUUUGUAUGUAUGUAGCAGCUAAGUAGCUUAAUUGACCGCAUAAAUGCAAUUAAAUUAGUAAACAAAACCUAUUGAUUUGGUAUGUAAAUUAAUAAUCCACUGCAAGCGGAGCCACAGCCACAACAAAAAGGCAAAGCAUAUAGAAACUUCCAUAUGGAUUUCGGAUUACAAUUAGUGCGUAAGUGUAAAUAAAUAUGAUUCACAUCAGUGGGAUAUAAUAAAUGAAAAAUAUAUAAUAGUCUUUAUAAAUAAUACCCCCCAAUAGGCAGUUUACUCUCGAACACCGAACACAGGGUGCGGCCAAGGUUGUUUUUAUGUAAAUAUAUAUUGCACCGCAGUCUCGAAUCUCAUAUGAUAUAUGAUAUGAUAUGAUAGGUACUCAUAGUUCAAUACUCGUAUCGUUGCUUCACAAAACGCAAAACGGCACCUUUCGAAUUUGGUUCUCUCUCUUCAGCACCCUGUAUUAUCCUUUUUAGCAUUCCGAAAUUUAAGUCGAAAUCGAAACCGAAACUAACACCGAAAGCCAAGCCAGUGCACUCUUGAUGCAUUCGCACAUGUAUGAGCUAGACUUUAAGUAAAUAUUGUAUUGAGAUUAAAGAAGACGUAAUGACGUAUAUGUAUGUGUAUAAGAAAAUAUCGUAAUUGAUUUCCGAAUUAACUCAGCCACAUACAAGAUACACAUUCAGCUUUUAUAUAGAACCUAAAUAAAUCGGUCAGGGGGAGUUUGGACCGCAAGAUAACAAAGAAAGUAUAUGUGUAAUUAAUACGAUUGGCCGCAAGAGCGUUAAGUGAAUUAUCGUAAACUUAUAAUUUACGUUCGUGUGUAUGUAUAUUGAUGUGUAACACUUACAAGCGAUACAAUUAUUAUCACAAAAGAAAAAGAAAAACGGCCCCAGAUCCAAUGACCCGCCAUCCCAACCCUGAACCCAAACGAUUCCCACGAAUCCCCACGGAAAGUUGCUUUGGUCCGGCGACUGGAGCCCAUCGAUAAGUUAGCUAAAUGAUGAUAUCGGUACUCAGCAUAUAUGUAUGUACACCUGAAUAUAUAGAGAGGGAUGUGUAAUUUACAGCUUAGUUAUAGUUUAUAGUUUAUAGUUUAUCCUAUUUUGUUAGUGCAACAAAAAACCAAGGCAAGACACGAGCCGUGCGUGUACAAUUCUACUUUAAAGUAAUAAUAAUACUAACCUACACACCUACAGACAUCUUCGGUAUUGAAUGUAUA
Messenger RNA from Drosophila serrata, 4009 nucleotides. Its product is annotated as lachesin. Gene Ontology annotation, molecular function: axon guidance receptor activity; protein binding. NCBI's taxonomy places the organism in Eukaryota, Metazoa, Arthropoda, Insecta, Diptera, Drosophilidae. Gene Ontology annotation, cellular component: axon; neuronal cell body; plasma membrane. Gene Ontology annotation, biological process: synapse organization; homophilic cell-cell adhesion. The record is from RefSeq and is a predicted model, not a curated record.